This is a messenger RNA of Danio rerio (zebrafish), 1265 nucleotides long. The record is from RefSeq and is a predicted model, not a curated record. NCBI's taxonomy places the organism in Eukaryota, Metazoa, Chordata, Actinopteri, Cypriniformes, Danionidae.
ACUUUAUUAUUCAUGAGCAGAAGCGGAAGAGUAUUAUUCAUGAGCUGGAACUUGUCAGUUGUGGUGAUUUCGCGUGUUCCUUUUAAAGUUGUUCUAGUUUAAGUGGUUAUUUUAGUUUGUUUUGGGUGGAUUAUCUGCGAUGUGUUGAGCGGAAGUUGGUGUUUGUUGCUCUUCCGUGUCGGGCUGAGGAUGUCUGUGGGGAACCUCGGGCUGUGUCUGCUGUGUGUUGUGCUGGAGUGUGUGUCCGCCAGACCCCCGCAUGUGGUGCUCAUAUUAGCGGAUGAUCUGGGCUGGAAUGAUGUGGGUUUCCACGGCUCUGAGAUUAAAACUCCUCAUCUGGACCGGCUGGCGGCGCAGGGAGUCCGGCUGGACAACUACUACGUUCAGCCGCUUUGCACACCGUCCCGGAACCAGCUGAUGACCGGAAGAUACCAGAUCCGCACAGGGCUCCAGCAUCAGAUCAUCUGGCCCUGUCAGCCGUACUGUGUUCCUCUGGAUGAGAAGCUCCUGCCGCAGGUCUUGCGCGAGCGAGGGUACCACACACACAUGGUGGGCAAGUGGCACCUGGGCAUGUUCCAGAAGGACUGUCUGCCCACACACAGAGGCUUCCAGAGCUUCUUCGGUUACCUGACGGGCUCAGAGGAUUACUACACACACAAGAGGUGCAGCCCCAUCGCUCCUCUGAAUGUGACGCGCUGCGCUCUGGACCUGCGGGAUGGCGACGCUGUGGCUCUGAACUACAGCGGACGAUACUCUACUGAACUGCUGACAGAGAGAGCCACACACAUCAUCACACAACACACACCUGACCAGCCGCUGUUCCUCUAUGUGGCGCUGCAGGCAGUUCACGCACCGCUGCAGGUCCCCGAUCACUACAUCGCCCCCUACAGCUUCAUCCAGGACCCGCACCGCCGCAGGUAUGCUGGAAUGGUCUCCGCUAUGGACGAGGCUGUGGGAAACAUCACACACACACUGCAGGAGACGGGGCUGUGGGACAACACUGUGCUCAUCUUCUCCACCGAUAACGGUGGUCAGACGCUCUAUGGAGGAAACAACUGGCCUCUGCGUGGCAGGAAGUGGACGCUGUGGGAGGGCGGAGUCAGGGGUGUGGCCUUCGUGAGUGGACCACUCAUAGAGAAGCCUGGAGCUGUCAAUCGAGAGCUGAUCCACAUCUCUGAUUGGCUGCCUACGAUUGCGGGUCUGGCAGGGGCGUCAACCAACGGCACCAAACCUCUGGACGGGUUCGAUGUGUGGCAGUCCAUCAG